Paramecium primaurelia is the source of this 192-nucleotide messenger RNA. The record is from the annotation of a GenBank genome assembly. Lineage: Eukaryota; Ciliophora; Oligohymenophorea; Peniculida; Parameciidae.
AUGAUUAAGGUUGACUCAAUCAAACCAAUAAUAAAAAAUAAAUCCAAAAAAAUCUCGCUUUUAAAUGCUAAUGCAAAAGCAUCAGAGAUGGUUAUUAUUGCUAAUUUCAAAACUUAAUCAUAGUAAAUAUAAUGUUUAGAAUGUAGAAAUAAAACCUUUAUUGGAAACCUUUUCUUUAACAAAUAAUACUGA